AUGAAGCCGAGUGGUAACCCGCCCAGCCUGAACAUCGGAUCCUCUUUCGCCACCUCGUCAACCGCUCGCCCGGCCGCCACCUUCCGUUCGCGGCCGUUCUUUGCAACCCCUUCCAAAUCCCCCUCCUUCUCGCUCCCCUCAUUCCCCUCCUGGUCCCCCUCCUACUCACGGUUACUCUGGCCCUUCACCUCCUCCCCUCGCGCUGCCUUCCAUCCCGCUUCCCUCUCCUCCUUCCCCUCGCGACCCUCUCACUCCUCCCCCUCCUCCCUCCCCUUCCGCCUCCCCUUCCCCCUCCCCUUCCGCCUCCCCUUCCACCUCCCCUUCUCCUGCUCCCCUCGUUCCAUCUCCCUUCCGAAGCUCCUACUCGCUCUCAUCCUCUUCUCCCUCUUCCUCCUUCUCGCGCCCCUCCCAAAAUGGCCCAAGCGCUUCCACUCCCCUUUCUCCGUCAUCCCCCCUCCCCCCGACGGCCUAUCCUUCCUCCCCUCGCGCUGCCCGCCCGCCUGCUCCCGCCACGGCUCCUGCAACGAGGAGGCGGGUAGAUGCGACUGUUUACCCGGGUACACGGGGGUGGACUGCACGGAGUUGGGGUUACCCUCGUGCCGGUACGCGUGGGGAGUGGAGAUGCCGUGCUUCCUGCCCUCUUCCUGUGACUGUGCGCUCGAGUGCGAGCGCUUCUUUCUGCCCCAUGACGAAUACUGCUUCCCCAAUAACGGCACCUUUUGGAAGGAGCGAACGAUCGGGGCCAUCAUAACGCGCAUGCCACUGCGCCUGCAGACGGAUGGCAACGGCACUGAAACUGGGCCGCGAGAACCCUUCAGUACGAAGGAAGGAGGGGGCGGGGCACAGGACAGGAAAGUAGUAUGUGUACGAUGUUCCCCUCCACGCCCCUCCCGCCGCACCCCUUCCCAUGGCUUGUUCCGCUCAACAACUGCCCCAACUAUUGCUCUGGACGUGGGCUCUGCGAUGCCACCUACUGGGAGUGCAGGUACGAAGGAGGGAGGGGGAAAGGGGGGGAAGAGAGGAGGGGGCGGGAAGAGGGGAGGACGGGAUGGGGUGGGUCACUUUGCAGGCUCGUGUGCCCCUGGUACCAUGACGGCAGUGCAUGUGCCCCUGGUACCACGACGGCAGUGCAUGUGUCCCUGGUACCACGACGGCAGUGCGUGCGAGGACGAGAGCUUCUCAGUGGCGUGUCUCAACUCACUUACACAUGUGGGUGGGUGUCCUUGGUACCACGACGGCAGUGCAUGUGAGGACGAGAGCUUCUCAGUGGCGUGUCUCAACGACUGCUCGCAGCGGGGCGACUGCGAGGGGGGCGUGUGUCAAUGCCAGGCGGGCUUCUUUGGUGCCGACUGCUCGCUCUACUAUAAUGAGGAGCUGCGUCUGAGGCGAAAAGGAAACCUUUUCUCACCAUCGCCAACUCCUCUUUCCCAUCCUCCACCUUCCCCGCCCACCAAUCAGGAGGCUCCCCGGAUGCAGCACUCGCCCUACAUCGACCACCCCGAAGCCCUCUGGUUCUGGGAGCGGCUACUCGCCAGCCGCCACCGCACCAUCGACCCGCGUGAAGCUGAUUACUUCUACGUGCCUCUGCUCAUCCGCAACCGAGACAGUGGCAAGCAGCGGCUCAUCUCAGAGACCAUUUCCUUCAUCCGCUCGCUCGGCCCCUUCUGGGACGCCAAGGGCGGGGCAGACCACAUUUUCCUGGUGAGCGAGGAGUACGGCAAGUGCGCCCUGCAGCUCUACGGGCUCGAGGACCCGCGGCUAGCUUCCGCAAUCACCCUCACUCCAUGGGGGUACACUUGCAACAUGCUCGGGACGCCAGACGGAGGCCCGUGCUUCCGGCCCAGGCAGGACAUAGUGAUUCCGCCCUCGGCGCAUCUGAGGUUCCUGCAGAAUGCGAGUAUGGUGAGGGAGGCAGGAGGGCUGCCUGCGCUGGUGAGGGAGGGAGGUGCGGAUGGGGAGGGAGAGGUGCAGCAGCAGGGGCAGGAGCAGCAGGAGGAGGGGAAUGGUGGGCAGGGGCAGGGUGGGAGGGAACGACAGUACCUUUUGUUCGUACGAGGGCUGAAUGUGAGCGACGGCAGCAGCACCUGGGACGAGGAGGCACACCCGCAGGAGCAGGGGGGGCAGCGGCAGGGAGACAACAAGGAGCAGCAGCAGGUGCAGGCAGGGAGGAAGGAGCAAGGGGAGCCGCCGUUCAGCUUUGGCGUGCGGCAGCGGGUGUUUGAGCUGUACGCGGGGCGGGACGGCGAGACGGGCUUUAAGGUGGAGGUGGUACCGGAGGGCGGCGAGGAGCUGGCGUAUGGUGGCAUGGAGCACAGCGUCUUCUGCCUUGCCACCGCGGGCCACGGCUGGCAUGCGUCGCUCGCCAUGGCCGUGAUUGCGGGUUGCGUGCCCGUGGUCAUUCAGCCGGAUGUGUUGCUUCCCUUCGAAGGAGACGGAGUGGACUGGAGUCAAGUCUCAUACCGACUCAGCAUUCGAGACAUUCCCCAGCUGCACGAACGGCUGCAGGCAAUCCCGCCAGAAGACAUUGAACUCAAGCAGAAGCGCCUGCGGCAGCUAUGGCCGCUCUUCAUCUGGUCCGCGCCGCAGUUCAAUCCGGUUGAUUUUCUGCCUGAGGGGGCCCAGAUGAAGGUGACUAGAUUGCUUGCGCAGUAUGAUGCGUUCAGCGCUGGAGCUCUCCUGAAGCUGCCUGCAGCAGCUCCCAUCUCCGCUCCCCCAUCUCGCACACUCACCGCCGUAGUCGCUCACACCGGCGCAUUUCCCUCGAGGAGACAGACGGCAUCCAGCAAAAGACCAUUGUCAACGCCGAUGCGCGCGUCGGAGCUGACGGCGAUCGACACGUUUACGGCAGAACUGGACGAGCUGGAGGGAAUGAUUGACGGAGAGUACGAGGAGGUUCCGGUGCACACGGUGACGGUGCACGACCGGGAACGAGGAGUCACGUAUACGGUCGACGUGCCUCAGGUAAGACUCGAUGACGCGUAG
Molecule: messenger RNA, 2982 nt
Organism: Closterium sp. NIES-65
Lineage: Eukaryota; Viridiplantae; Streptophyta; Zygnematophyceae; Desmidiales; Closteriaceae
Source: the annotation of a GenBank genome assembly